AUGUCUGGAAACCACGUUAUCGGAAACAGGAAUAGCACACCAGAGGCUAACAACACCUCGACCUUGCGACCGCCUUCUUCGAGAGCUGUCGGCUCCGGACACUCACUUCGCGCCUCGGCCGACAUGGCAUCCCUCUCUGGCCCUUCUCCGUCCAGCCGUAUUCGACCGUCUUCCGACUUCUACGGUCAGGCUCAGCAGAAUCUUGGCCCGAACAAUGCCGAGUCAGACUCUCAGGACAAGAUUGCCCAGCAAUGGAUUGCUGAUAUCGAUCAGUACGAGACGACACUGGAGGAAAUGGCUGCUGCUACUCUCGAUCAGGAUUUCAAGGACGAGCUCAGUGCCAUCGAGCAAUGGUUCCGUGUCCUGAGCGAGGCCGAGCGUACUGCUGCCCUGUAUGCUUUGCUGCAACAGACAACCCAAGUCCAAAUUCGCUUCUUCAUUCAGGUACUCCAACAGAUGGGCAAGAACCAUCCACUGUCAGGUGUUCUCUCUCCUGCUAGCUUCGACAAAGAUCCCAUGUCCAAUCGUCUUAGUGAUGCUAUGAACAAGCUGAAUGUCGAUUCCGCCCGCAACUCCAUGGCGCGCAGCUCCGUCAUUGCCCCAUCUACCAAGAGACACUCCGGACUCGAUCCUACAACCAUCAGCGCCAUGUUCCCCGACGCCGCAGCUGCUAUCGCGACCGAGAAGGCCAAGUUUACCCAGCAGACCGGAAACCCACCUUCAUCGAACCGUAACAGUAUCGCUCUGGAUCACCGGUCGUCCAUGGCUGCCCCUUCCAUCAGUGCUCCUCAGGAUAGUCGUGAUGCCGGGCCUGCUGGUUCCUCGCCUUGGCACAGUGGCGGGAAUGGAGACACCUCUGCGAAAGCACCAUCGGGCCAGACGCCGAUGGGUCAAUUUGUGCAGCCGACACCAUCAGGCGGUCUUCGAUCACCCCGCCCCCCCCAACUGUCAAGCAACAGUACGAUCCAGCAAACAACACUCAAUGCUCCCGAGAAAACCCCCGCAGAUUUGCCUUUGCUGUCACCCUACAACGCUGGCAGUGGUAACUGGGCUUCUAUGGUCAACACACCAAUGACAAGUACUUUCAAUGCAGCUGCCACUGGGGGCAACCAAGCUGACAUGGUUGCUAAUGCCACAGCCAUGAAGCUUGCGGCCCUGUCGACGGUUAACAACCGGUUCGCGCUUGAUGAUGUACGAAAGUAUCGUCGUGCUAGAUCCAAUGACGGUACACCUGGCAACGGCCAGAACCCUGUACCUACUGGUCCCCAGCAUGGCAUCAAUCUCCCGAAUGCUAAUGUAGUCAUGAUUAACGAGCACGGACAAGUACUUAGCCGGGAGCAGAUCAUGGCCCUUCAAGCACAGCAGACCCUCGGUUUGGGUGGCCAACGUUCUCGUCCUAGCUCUCCCGGGCUCGCCAUGCAGCCUGGACUUGCUCACAUGGCCCCUUUCGCCUCACCGCAAAACAAUGGUUUCCUCAGCGCAUACGAUGGAUCAUCGCCACUGUUGAGCGCUGGCAUGCAAUCUGUCAAUAUGGGUAGUCUUGGUAUGGGUGGCCACGAGGGUUAUCUGUCGGACCAUUCUGACAUGAAUCGUGGACGGUCUCCUCGUGGACGUCGCGGCAGCUCGAAGCCUCCGGAAGAUCCUACUGACCCAACCCUCCUACAGGACAUCCCUAGCUGGUUGCGAAGUCUUCGUCUUCACAAAUACACCGACAACCUUAAGGACAUGAAAUGGACGGAUCUUAUCGAGUUAGAUGACAAGGCCCUAGAGGAGCGUGGUGUGAACGCUCUUGGUGCACGCCGAAAGAUGCUCAAGGUCUUUGAGCAGGUCAAGGAAGCCAAGGCCGAUGGAAAACUGAGCUAG
Molecule: messenger RNA, 1863 nt
Organism: Fusarium venenatum
Lineage: Eukaryota; Fungi; Ascomycota; Sordariomycetes; Hypocreales; Nectriaceae
Source: RefSeq, a predicted model, not a curated record